AUGCCUACCGGACACGUCGACAACGCGAUUGGCAUCGCCAAUUUGCCGAACCAGAGGCAUAAGAUCGUGGCCAAAAGGUUUGUGUUUUGCUCCUUUGUAUCCACGUAAGCUUCGUCAGUUGGCGGGAAGCUAAUUAGCUCCCCCCCUUGUGCUACAGAGGUGCCGCUUUCACCAUAAUGGUUGUUGGGGAGAGUGGCCUCGGAAAGACCACUUUCGUGAACACAUUGUUUAGCACUACUAUCAAGAACUAUGCUGAACACCGCCUCCGUCACAAGAAGCAGAUGGACAAGACUGUAUGUGCAAUCACGUUCGACAUCGGGGCAUCUGAUACUAAUGUUCCCCCCAGGUCGAGAUUGCUAUUACCAAAGCUGAGCUCGAAGAGAAGUUCUUCAAAGGUUUGCUAAGAGAUGUGAAUCCGGGUCUGAUACUAGUUGCUAAUUUUCAAAACCACAGUCCGCCUCACCGUCAUCGACACGCCCGGCUUCGGAGACUAUGUCAACAACCGCGAUUCGUGGAUGCCCAUCAUUGAGUUCCUGGAUGACCAACAUGAAUCUUACAUGCUUCAGGAGCAACAGCCCCGCCGUACCGACAAGAUUGAUCUUCGUGUUCAUGCCUGUCUCUACUUCAUCAGGCCCACUGGUCACACCUUGAAGCCCCUGGAUAUCGAGGUUAUGAAGAGGUUGUCCUCGCGUGUCAACUUGAUCCCGGUCGUUGCCAAGGCUGAUACACUCUCCCCUGCCGACCUGACAACCUUCAAGCAGAGGGUAAAAUCGAGCCAAAACAUGACAUUGAAGCUUGGGGGAGAUUGCUAAUAUUGUUAUAGAUCCGAGCUGUCAUCGAGGCGCAGGGUAUCAAGAUUUACCAACCGCCAAUUGAAGAGGAUGACGAGGCUGCCGCGCUCCACGCUCGUAGCUUAAUGGUAGGCCCCUAUCCUGUCAAUUGCCAAUUGUUCACGCGAUAGCUUUUCUGAUUACUAUUUUAUAGGCCGCUAUGCCGUUCGCUGUCAUCGGGAGUGAGAAGGAUGUAAAGACUGCUGAUGGCCGUGUUGUCAAGGGCCGGCAAUACUCAUGGGGUGUAGCUGAAGUUGAGAAUGAGGACCAUUGCGAUUUCAAGAAGUUACGCAGCAUUCUCAUCCGUACCCACAUGCUCGACUUGAUUCACACAACCGAGGAACAGCACUAUGAGGCGUACCGUGCGCAGCAAAUGGAGACUCGCAAGAUGGGAGAGGCCCGUCCCCGGAAGUUGGAUAACCCCAAGUUCAAGGAGGAGGAAGAGAACCUCAGGAAACGAUUCACCGAGCAAGUCAAGAAGGAGGAGUCUAGGUUCAGACAAUGGGAGCAGAAGCUCAUUUCGGAACGCGAUCGUCUUAACAAGGAUCUGGAGAGCACACACGCUGCGUAUGUUUGCCCCCUGACGAAAUUAUUGCCUCGGGUUCGUGCGCUAAUGAUAUUACGAAUCGCAGUAUUAAGCAGCUGGAAAUGGAAUUGGAGGGUAUGCAGGGUAGUGUUGCUAGAAGCCAUGGCAGACGUUAAAGUGCUGUAUUAUGUUUGAAUAAGCAGUGUGGAGUGAGAGGCGAAACGGCAUGCUAAAAAGCCUGUUUCAAGAUGGGGAUAAUCUUUAACACGGGACAAUCAUUGUUUAUCACACCCACAACAUUUCUCCCACGUUAUACGAUACUAGUUCCUCGUGCUUUUGUCGGCGGAAUUCCCUUGUCUUUUAUAGCUUGUUCACUUUGCCCUGCCCCGCCCCCCCUCCCUUUUUUUUUCUUUUUCCUUCUUUCUCUCUUUUUACUUCUUCAAUCUUAGCUUCCAACUACCUUAUCUGUUUGUAGUUCUCCCAAUUUCAGAGCUCUCUUUCUCUCUCCCCCUUUCUCCCUCUCCGACGCACAUUCUAGCUACUGCCUUUUCCCCUGGUUUUUCAUACCACCUCUACAAUGUCUUGUCCACCGCUGUGAUUUCUCUUUUCUUUUCUUCUUGGAUCAAAAUAAUACUGUGGGGUUGGCUCAUCU
Tuber aestivum (summer truffle) is the source of this 2008-nucleotide messenger RNA. Lineage: Eukaryota; Fungi; Ascomycota; Pezizomycetes; Pezizales; Tuberaceae. The record is from the annotation of a GenBank genome assembly.